GCUAUUACUACAGAUCUUAAAAAUACAAAUUUUAUUAUUUCUAAUCCUUUUUGAGCAAAAAACUUCCCACAUUUGGCCCCAAUCCUCUAAAAAGGAAGGGGCAAAUCGCCCAAUCCUCCCAAAUCUGGGCAAAUUCAUUGAUUUUUCUUUACAUUUCACCAAACUGUUAAAAACAAUUACCCCAUUGUUUUACCUCUUUUCUGGGUUUCUGGGGUUUGAUUAAAAUUUUCAAGUUUCAUAAAAUUAUUCAAAAUUUAAAACCAUCCCCAUAUGUCCUUCAGCUAGGUGUUUCUAGGGCACUUUUCUCUGUUUUCAAAUUUUGGUUCAUUGAAAACUAAAAAUAAAAUAAAAUAAUUGGGUUGUUCUUAUUAGUAGGUGGAAAAGGUUUGUUUGAAUUCAUUAUUUUAUUUAUGAUUUUGUCGGAGCACUCCGGCUUCUCUGUUUCCAUCCAUCAUAUUCAUCCUUUCGUGGGGUUUGUUCUUUUUUUUUUUUUAAAUUGAAAAAAUUGACUCAAUUUAUUUUUCUUCCGAUUCAUGAACAUUCAAAUAAUCAAAUCUACGGAGUAUUAUUUUCAAUUUACUCGGUCGUAUAUUAUUAUAUGGGUUUAAAUCUAGUUUAAUUAAAAUUGUGUCGGAAAUAGAAAGUGGUGUGAUUGUCUGAAAAAUAUUUGAUUCUGAAAGAGGGGGAGGAGAGGAGGAGUACUUGGAAUCAAAGACGUGUUGAGCUGUUUGUUACUACCUUACCACCACCAUACCUGUCUAUCACUUUCCCUACGCCGCUCUCUUUCUCUCUCUCCUCUCUUCGUCAUCGCCUUGUUAUAUUUCUCUGCCAAUUUCAUAAAUCUUCAAAUGCCAACUUUUUUCUGUCUUCUACCUGCUAAUUAGCUUCCAAAUUUUCUCAAUCCUCAUCUUAGUUUUUGUCUUGUUUUUUUCAAUUCGCUUUAAAAUCUCUACAAUGGCUGCUAAUCUGUAGCGAAAGAUUUCAAGUUUCAACCUCAAUCUCUCGCACCACAUUAUCAUUCAUUUGACAUUUUGGAGUUACGAAGCGGCGAAGAAGCACAGAGAAGAAAUGGUACCAUGGUGGAGCGGAGGGGCGAAGGACCACCAAAAACACCACAGAGGAACACCUGUUGUGAUAAAAAUGGAGAACCCAAACUGGUCGAUCUCCGAGAUUGAAACCCCGUCUUCGGAUGAGGACGAUUUCAUGCCUAAGAAAUCAAGGAAAUUCCGUGGCAAAAACGCCAAGCAACUCACAUGGGUUCUACUCCUCAAAGCCCACCGUGCCGCUGGUUGUCUCUCCUCUAUCGCCGCCGCCGUCCGUCGCCGUGUCAAGUCUGGCCGCACCGACUCCACCGACUCAGCUCGUACAGAAAAUCCAGCCGUUCGGGCUCGACUCCAUACCUUUAUUCGGGUUUUCCUUGCCAUGUCCCUCAUCCUUCUCUGCGCCGAGGUCGCCGCCUACUUUAACGGCUGGCAUUUCAGAGAUUCUGCAUUGUAUUUCGAUCACAUUCUCAUGUCCGGUAGUGCAGUUUUCGGAUUCCAGGGUUUAUUCGAGUUGGUUUACAAUAAAUGGGUUCUUAUCCGGGCCGGGUACCUUGCUCCACCCCUUCAAUGGCUAACCAAUUUCUGCAUUGUGUUGUUUCUUAUCCAGUCUUUGGAUAGACUCAUUCUGUGCUUGGGUUGCUUUUGGAUCCGCUUAAAGAAGAUCAAACCCAUCCCUAAAAUAGAUCCUACACUCGAUCUCGAUGUCGAGGCCGGUGACGGUGGCGGAUACUUCCCCAUGGUUCUUGUUCAGAUCCCCAUGUGCAAUGAAAAAGAGGUGUAUCAGCAAUCUAUAGGUGCAGUGUGUAACUUAGACUGGCCAAAAUCGAAGUUGUUAAUUCAAGUAUUAGAUGAUUCUGAUGAUCAUACAGCUCAAAUGUUGAUUAGGGAGGAGGUUUAUAAGUGGCAAUCGGAGGGUGUUAACAUUAUUUACCGUCACCGGGUGAAUAGAGAAGGGUACAAAGCCGGUAAUCUUAAGUCCGCAAUGAAUUGCAGCUCGGUUAAGGAUUAUGAAUUUGUUACAAUUUUUGAUGCUGAUUUUCAGCCCACUCCUGAUUUCCUUAAGCGUACUGUCAUCCAUUUUAAGGAUAAUGAACAAGUGGGGUUAGUACAAGCGAGAUGGUCCUUUGUUAACAAGGAUGAGAACUUACUAACAAGAUUGCAGAACAUUAACUUGACAUUUCACUUUGAAGUGGAGCAACAAGUGAAUGGGAAUUUUAUCAACUUCUUCGGCUUUAACGGGACUGCGGGUGUGUGGAGAAUUAAGGCGCUCGAGGAAUCGGGUGGGUGGUUGGAGAGGACCACUGUCGAGGACAUGGACAUUGCGGUCCGUGCUCAUCUUAAAGGCUGGAAGUUUGUUUUCCUUAAUGAUGUUGAGUGCCAAUGUGAAUUACCGGAAUCGUACGAAGCUUAUAGGAAACAGCAACAUAGAUGGCACUCGGGCCCUAUGCAGCUAUUCCGUCUUUGUUUGCCCGACAUUGUCAACUCAAAGAUAUGCUUUUGGAAAAAGGCGAAUAUGAUAUUCCUGUUUUUCCUCUUGAGGAAGUUGAUUUUGCCCUUCUACUCUUUCACUCUUUUCUGUAUAAUCCUCCCAAUGACCAUGUUCAUCCCUGAGGCAGAACUCCCGGCCUGGGUUGUCUGCUACAUUCCAGCCACCAUGUCCUUUCUCAACAUCCUUCCUGCCCCAAAAUCAUUCCCAUUUAUUGUCCCAUACCUUUUAUUUGAGAAUACUAUGUCGAUCACAAAGUUCAAUGCCAUGAUCUCUGGUUUAUUCCAAUUGGGUAGUGCAUAUGAAUGGGUUGUCACGAAGAAGUCUGGCCGUUCAUCAGAAGGUGAUCUCGUUUCUUUAGGUGAGAACCAAAGGGGGUCUUCAGAAUCUACCUUGGGGGAAAUGAAAGAGGAACUACUGAAGCAAGAUCAGAAAGGUUCCAAGAAGAAGAAGAAGAAGCACAAUAGGAUUUACAUGAAAGAGUUGUCUCUUGCAUUCCUUCUAUUGACAGCUGCAGCGAGGAGUCUUCUCUCAUCUCAGGGCAUUCACUUCUACUUCUUACUAUUUCAAGGGGUUUCAUUCUUGCUGGUCGGUCUCGAUUUGAUUGGUGAACAAGUUGAUUGAUCAAAGUUGGAUAUAUACAGUUGUAGGAUUUUGUAGGGGAUACACUGAACAGUAUUAGUACAACAUAAAUCAAUGGGGGGCAGAAGUGAUAGCACAGGUACAAAACUAAACUUUUGAGACUGAAGAAAGAGAAAAAGGAGCAUAGCAGGUUGUGAUUGUAGGAGAUCCAAGAGGGACGAGAGUGAGGCUUCUUUUUUAAUUCCCCCCGCCCUCAGGUUUCCGGGGCUUGUUGACCCCAUUGGUGCAAGAGGUAUGCAGGUGGAGUUUCGGUGGUUAUGCAUGAAAAUUGAAAAUCGUACAACAGAGAAUGCUAUAGUGCCCUUUCAUAUGUAAGGAAAUUUGCCCAUUUUUUUUAAAAAAAGUUUACUUGUGUAAUUUAUUGCCUUUCUAAUUCCUUUUUGUUCUUUGAGGGUCUAUUCUUUUGUAAGAAAAAUGUUGGCUCUAGUUUACAUGCACAAUAUUACAGUUGCGAAGGUGCAACAGUUCUAAACUA
Molecule: messenger RNA, 3646 nt
Organism: Spinacia oleracea (spinach)
Lineage: Eukaryota; Viridiplantae; Streptophyta; Magnoliopsida; Caryophyllales; Amaranthaceae
Product: probable xyloglucan glycosyltransferase 9
Exons: 5
Coding region: 1069-3153 (694 amino acids)
Cellular component (GO): Golgi apparatus
Molecular function (GO): glycosyltransferase activity
Source: RefSeq, a predicted model, not a curated record